GACGUUAUACGUAUAGGAAGUGAUCCUCUUUGGCCUCGAUUCGUCGUUCGAAGCCGUUCCGUGUCAUGCCCGAAGACCCAUUACGUGCUUCUUUUGCCCACACAGGUGCUUCCGAGCCCUCUCUGCGUCUCUCAUCCUUCGACUUCGGUGAAGCCGGGAUCGCCGCUCAUCCGUUCAAGCCCGUCCUACGCCGUCAACUCAACAGUCACUUAGAUGUGCUGUCAACUGCGGUGUUCGCCGCCGGCCUUCGCAACUGA
Molecule: messenger RNA, 257 nt
Organism: Fomitiporia mediterranea MF3/22
Lineage: Eukaryota; Fungi; Basidiomycota; Agaricomycetes; Hymenochaetales; Hymenochaetaceae
Exons: 2
Source: RefSeq, a predicted model, not a curated record